UUCCAAAAACAGAAAAAAGAAAAAAGAAAAAAGAAAACUCUCCUAAAAAAUAUCUACACCCUCGAAGGCUGAAACGGUGAAACCUCUUCUUUCUGUUUCUCAAAAUCUAGAAGAAAGUAGAGCAGUGAAGGCAUAAGCAUGAGCAUAGCUUCGCUAUCAUCAGUAUCAGUGGACAUGGCCACUACUUUCGUCUCUUUAACUUCCCAUCAUCCCACCAGAAUCCUCCGCUCCACUCUACUCCCUUUCUUACUCAAACCACAAAAAACCCAUCAAUCCCUCCUCAAAACUACUCUCUCCCUCCAACGCCGCCGCUUCUCUGUCUCCUCCAUCGACACGACCUCCUCUGCCCCUCAGACCGACGAUUCCGGUUUAACCACCAAGAUUCCUUCCGAUAAUCGCAUUUCUGCCACCAUUAUCACCGGUGUUUUGGGCUCUGGCAAGACAACAUUGCUCAAUCAUAUUUUGACUGCCGACCAUGGGAAGCGCAUAGCAGUUAUUGAGAAUGAGUAUGGUGAAGUUGACAUUGAUGGGUCUCUUGUUGCUGCAAAAACAGCUGGGGCUGAGGACAUUAUAAUGCUGAACAACGGUUGUUUAUGCUGUACUGUAAGGGGUGAUCUUGUCAGGAUGAUUUCAGAUUUGGUUAACAAGAAGAAAGGAAAAUUUGAUCAUAUUGUAAUUGAGACUACGGGGCUGGCAAAUCCAGCACCAAUCAUUCAAACUUUUUAUGCUGAAGACCAGGUUUUUAAUGAUGUCAAAUUGGACGGUGUUGUGACUUUAGUUGAUGCUAAACAUGCUCAUUUGCAUCUUGAUGAGGUUAAGCCAGAGGGAGUGGUGAACGAGGCAGUGGAGCAAAUUGCUUAUGCUGAUAGGGUUAUAGUAAAUAAGACUGAUCUUGUUGGUGAGCAAGAAAUUGCUUCUUUGGUGCAGCGGAUAAGGAACAUCAAUCGUAUGGCUAAUUUGAAGUGUACACAAUAUGGAAAAGUUGACUUGGAUUAUGUCCUUGGCAUUGGAGGCUUUGAUUUGGAGAGGAUUGAGAGUGCUGUCAAUGAUGAAGAUAGAAAGGAAGAUCAUGCCAGUCAUGAUCACAAUGACAACCACAGCCACAAUCAUGCUCAUGAUCAUGAUCACCAUCAUCAUCAUGAUGAACAUGACCACAAUCACAAUCAUCAUGAUGGUCAUCAUUCCCAUGACCACACUCAUGAUCCUGGUGUUUCUUCUGUCAGCAUAGUCUGUGAAGGGAGCCUAGAUUUAGAAAAGGCCAACUUCUGGCUUGGUACUUUAUUGAUGGAGCGUAGUGAGGACAUAUACCGAAUGAAAGGUCUAUUAUCUGUUCAGGGGAUGAACGAGAGAUUUGUAUUCCAGGGUGUUCAUGACAUAUUCGAAGGUUCACCUGAUCGGUUAUGGGGCCCUGAGGAACCCAGAAUGAACAAGAUUGUGUUCAUAGGGAAGAACUUGGAUGCUCAGGAAUUAAAGAAAGGCUUUAAAGCCUGUUUACUGUAAAAUUUAAAACAAUUAAGAUAUUUACUUAAUAUAUCUUCAUCUUGUAUUCUUGAUGAGCGAACCAUAAUGUACACAAUUGUUUUGACUUUCAUUGGGCAAUAAUAUCAAUAAAUAUUCAAGUAAAAAGAUCA
Molecule: messenger RNA, 1631 nt
Organism: Populus euphratica (Euphrates poplar)
Lineage: Eukaryota; Viridiplantae; Streptophyta; Magnoliopsida; Malpighiales; Salicaceae
Product: COBW domain-containing protein 1-like
Exons: 10
Coding region: 139-1500 (453 amino acids)
Cellular component (GO): cytoplasm
Source: RefSeq, a predicted model, not a curated record